CACCAGAACCAACACCACCAACAACAACAACAACAACCGCAACAGCACAACAGAAAGAAAACAGCACCUUCCCAAAAUUUUAUCUUCUGCUUUAUCAUUAUUAUUAUUAUUAGUAUUUAUUACUUUUUAUUAUUAUUAUUUUUUCAGCUUCUCAUCUCGAUCCAUUUUUUUUUCUUUUCUUUCUUUCUCACUCUAAAACAAAUUUUCUCUUCCUUUCUCUCACAUCAGAGAAAAAACACACAUCCAAGAAGAAACAUAGAAGUUCCACGCACGCCUCUCAUUCCCCAUCAAAAACAAAGAAGAGUCCACACCACCAAACUCACUCUCUCUCUCUCUCUCUCUCUCAUCAAUGGCCCAGCUGGACCAAAAUUUAUGUAAGAAGAAAAACAAAAAAGAAAGAAAGAAAGAAAGAAUGGGAAAGAGGAGAUAGAUGUCUUCAAAUGUCCUCCAACCAAACCCACCUCACGAACCCUCUUUCACUCACUCUCUCUCUCAUAAAAACAUCAUGCCAGAAAUGCCCUUCUGCAACCCCCCAAAAAAUCCCAUCUUCAUCACUGUCUCUCAAAAGAACAUUAUUUUUCACCGAGCUAUGUGGGCUUUUUUGGGUUUUUGUUGGCUUGGUCAGAGUUUCACAGAGAAAACAGGAAAGCAAGAACCUUCUCCCCCCUGCCCUUCUCUCUCUCUCUCUCUCUCUCUCUCUCUCUUUCUCUUUCUUUCUUCUUUCUUUCUCUCUUUGUCCCUAUCAUUUCUCUCUAUACCCUCUUUUAUUAUUUUCUUGCCCGCCUCUCUCUCCUUUUUGUUUCCUGUUUUUCCUUGUGUCUCUUUCUCCCUCUCUGUAAUUUUUGGUUUUCCUGUUGUGGGUUUUUCUGUUUCUCUUUCAUACGAUGAAGAAGAUGAAAGGGGUUGUUGCUAUGGAGCCUUCUCUUGUGUUCGAGGACACGAGAAACAGGUUCAAGCUUCAAAGUCUUAUGCAAGACUAUGAAGAGUUGGAGAAGGAAACAGAGGUCAUGAAGCAAAAAAUGACGUUAAUGAAUCAGAAGAAGUUGACCCUUUUGGCUGAAGUCAGGUUUUUGAAGCGGAGAUACAAAUACUUGAUUGACAAUCAAUCUAUGAAGCCCCGCCAGCCAAAUAAAGAUAUCACACAAUUACAAAAUUAUGAAAUCCGAAGUGUUAACACUACAAAGGCUAAGAAUUACAUUAAAAAGGGAGCUCCACGUUACCCUGUACCAGUGUUAGAGUUAAACCAAAGGGAAAGAAAUAGAAUGGAAGCCACCUUGGAAAAGUCUGUCCCAAUAUUGGACUUGCACCACAAGAUGAGGACUUUCGGUGGAAUGGAAACCGCUUUGCAGAGUUCGAAACCAGUUUUCGAUUUGAAUCAGCAGGAGAGAUUUCACAGUGGGAAGGAAGUUACUAAGAGAAAAAAUAUUCCAGCUUUUGACUUGAACCAGAUUUCGAGAGAGGAGGAAGAAUUGCAGGCUAACUGUGAGCCGUUGGGAAGGGAGGAUUCAAUGAAAAGCUUACUUCGAGGUGGUAAUGACGAGCAGCACAAUGAUAUGAAGUUACUGCUUUGUAGGAACAUCGGUAAUGGCCCCAGUCGAGCUGGGAAAAGGAAGAUCACUUGGCAAGAUCAAGUGGCUUUAAGGGUUUGAUUUGUCUUCCAAAAUUACCAUUCUAGACGUUAUAUUUUGGCAGGUUUAGAAACUUUGCCUUGCCUACAUGUUAUUGUUAACUGCCAUAUCUUUUCUUUUCUAGCUUUCUUUUGGUCCUAUCUGUUUCUUACCUUUGUAAAGUGAAAAUGGUUAUAUGAUAGUGAAUAUAUAUAUAGAUGGAAGUGGUGGAAUUGAUGCUCA
This is a messenger RNA of Ziziphus jujuba (common jujube), 1850 nucleotides long. RefSeq lists its product as uncharacterized. Lineage: Eukaryota; Viridiplantae; Streptophyta; Magnoliopsida; Rosales; Rhamnaceae. The record is from RefSeq and is a predicted model, not a curated record. The transcript is spliced from 4 exons. Bases 885 to 1649 code for a protein of 254 amino acids.